This is a messenger RNA of Microtus oregoni (creeping vole), 1427 nucleotides long. It is a transcript of the gene Egfl7, whose product is annotated as EGF like domain multiple 7. The record is from RefSeq and is a predicted model, not a curated record. The transcript is spliced from 9 exons. Bases 372 to 1205 code for a protein of 277 amino acids. NCBI's taxonomy places the organism in Eukaryota, Metazoa, Chordata, Mammalia, Rodentia, Cricetidae. Gene Ontology annotation, biological process: anatomical structure development. Gene Ontology annotation, cellular component: cell surface; extracellular region. Gene Ontology annotation, molecular function: signaling receptor binding; calcium ion binding.
GCGACCCCUGCUGGCUGCCGGAGCGCCUUUCCCCCCUUACCCAUCCUGGCCAUGCGACCUCCACCAUGGUUGCAGUACCCCCAGUUUAGCUCAGUCGGGUCGUCCUAGGGGGGUGUCACACUCUGCCCCUACCGCCAAGGAGCCUGGAAAGGGGCAGGGGCAAGGCCGUGGAGAGGACGCCCCCACCGAGUCCCUCUGGUCUCUCCACACCAAUCCGUGGGUGCUGAUGUCCAGACACUUGUCCUGCAGCAAAGGGGCCAAGGGCCCUCUUCCUGCGGUGUCCAGGCUCCUCCUCUGACGGACCAGUCUCCCCCAUUGGGGGCUGCUGAGCGGCCGCCAAAAGAAGGCUACUCUGCUUAGAGACAUAGACCAUGUGGGGCUCCCAACAGUUGCUUGUGGCAUGGUGUCUAGUGUUGGCAGCAGGUGGUACCGAGCAUGUCUACAGGCCCAGCCGCAGAGUGUGUGCCGUGGGAGUUUCAGGAGGCCCUGCCUUGCCCGUCUUGGAGUCCUUUGUGCAGCGUGUAUAUCAGCCUUUCCUCACCACUUGUGAUGGGCACCGAGCUUGCAGCACUUACCGAACCAUCUACCGGACUGCCUAUCGCCGCAGCCCUGGGCCGACUCCCGCCAGGCCUCGCUAUGCCUGCUGCCCUGGUUGGAAGAGGACCAGCGGGCUCCCUGGGGCUUGUGGAGCAGCCAUAUGCCAGCCUCCAUGUGGGAACGGAGGGAGUUGCAUCCGCCCAGGCCACUGCCGCUGCCCUGUGGGAUGGCAGGGAGAUACUUGCCAGAUAGAUGUGGAUGAAUGCAGUACCGGAGAGGCCAGUUGUCCCCAGCGUUGUGUCAAUACCGUGGGCAGUUACUGGUGCCAGUGCUGGGAGGGGCAAAGCCCAUCUGCAGAUGGAAUGCGCUGCCUGCCCAAAGAGGGGCCCUCCCUGGUGGCCCCAAACCCCACAACAGGAAUGGACAGCAUGGUGAGGGAGGAGGUGCACAGGCUGCAGACCCGGGUUGAUGUCCUGGAGCAGAAACUCCAGUUGGUGCUGGCCCCACUGUACAGCCUGGCCUCUCGGGCCACAGAGCAUGGGCUGCGAGACCCUGGCAGCCUGCUGACCCACUCCUUCCAGCAGCUGGACCGUAUUGAUUCCCUGAGUGAGCAGGUCUCCUUCUUGGAGGAGCAGCUAGGGUCCUGCUCUUGCAAAAAAGAUCUGUGAUGGCAUCUCACCACCCAGGCUGGACUGAGCUGCCGCCUCUACAUCCCUUCCAGUCAGACUUCAGGUGCUAUCUGGUGGUGCCUGUGAGCAGAAGGCCCUCCUUCUCAGGAGGUUCCUAGGACUUGGGCAUGGGGAGUGGGAUCUUUCCAGAAAAGGUACGAGAGCACCCUGUCCAGAGGUGAGGUCAGGAUUGUCCCCAUCUUUGUCAUAAUAAAGCUGGGA